This is a messenger RNA of Mesocricetus auratus (golden hamster), 4944 nucleotides long. RefSeq names its product ubiquitin conjugating enzyme E2 H (gene Ube2h). The record is from RefSeq and is a predicted model, not a curated record. Gene Ontology annotation, cellular component: nucleus. Gene Ontology annotation, molecular function: ubiquitin conjugating enzyme activity. NCBI's taxonomy places the organism in Eukaryota, Metazoa, Chordata, Mammalia, Rodentia, Cricetidae. Bases 468 to 1019 code for a protein of 183 amino acids. Gene Ontology annotation, biological process: ubiquitin-dependent protein catabolic process; protein polyubiquitination. The transcript is spliced from 7 exons.
ACAUCACGGCGCCUAGAGGGAGGCUAGGUUAGAGAGGCCGACCGAGCUGGAGUCGUCGGCUUGUGGAGGAAGCAGCUGGGAGCUGGCGAGAGCGUGAGCGGGCGGGCAGGCGAACGAGCGAGCGCAGGCCGGGGCGGGGGGAGCGGCGCACGGCGCGGAGCAGCGUCUGCCCGGGCCGCGGCGGAGCCUCUGCCGGAGGGCAGCCCGAGCGGGCGCCUGGGUCCCCGCCCCCACUCGGCGGGGCAGUGCCCGGUGUUCCCCCGUGCGGGGGCGGCGGCGGCGGCGGCGGCGGCUGAGCGGACCCCACGGGACCGCGCGGGUGUUGCCACCUCGGCCGAGAAGCCGGCGCGGCCGCGGGGCCCUGCGAGCUGGGCCCGGGGCCCGUGACAGACGGGCCAAGGAGGGGAGAGAGGCGGCGGCGGCGGCGGCGCAGGCGACGGGGAGACAGCGGCGGCGGCGGCGACACCAUGUCAUCCCCCAGUCCCGGCAAGAGGCGGAUGGACACGGACGUAGUCAAGCUCAUUGAAAGCAAACAUGAGGUUACAAUUCUAGGAGGACUCAAUGAAUUUGUUGUCAAGUUUUAUGGACCACAAGGAACACCAUAUGAAGGCGGAGUAUGGAAAGUUAGAGUGGAUCUUCCCGACAAAUACCCUUUCAAAUCUCCGUCUAUAGGAUUCAUGAAUAAAAUUUUCCACCCCAACAUUGAUGAAGCGUCAGGAACUGUGUGUCUAGAUGUAAUUAAUCAAACUUGGACAGCUCUCUAUGAUCUUACCAAUAUAUUUGAGUCCUUCCUUCCCCAGUUGUUGGCCUAUCCUAACCCCAUAGAUCCUCUCAAUGGCGACGCCGCAGCCAUGUACCUCCACCGACCAGAGGAGUACAAGCAGAAAAUUAAAGAGUACAUCCAGAAAUACGCCACGGAGGAGGCCCUGAAGGAGCAGGAAGAGGGCACUGGCGACAGCUCAUCGGAGAGUUCUAUGUCUGACUUUUCGGAAGAUGAGGCCCAGGACAUGGAGUUGUAGUAGAAAAGCACCUGCUUUUCAGAAAGACUAUUAUUUCCUAACCAUGAGAAGCAGACUAUAAUAUUCAUAUUUAAACAAAGCAAUUUUUUUUAUUACUAAACAAGGUUUUUAUGAAUAAUAGCAUUGAUAUAUAUAUAUUAUAUAUCACCCUUUAGAUCUUGAUUUCUUGGUCAUUUCUCAACCUGAGGUGCAUAGCAUAUUCCCACAUUCCAUUUUGGUAGCAAUAUGCGGUCUGAAUGCAUGCAUUCAUAAGUCCAUUUGGUCAAGUCAGCCUGUGUGCUACUGAACUGUCAAGAAAUUGCCGCUCUGAUAGGUAAACAUGAGUAAAACAACAGAAAAGGUUGCUUCUUUUUAUUGAUGGUUCCAAAGAAAGAAAACCAAAUCUGCCAGCUCUUGGAUGAAGAUAGAGCAGUGCUUUUCCAGAGUGGAGGGAAAGGUUGUGAGGAAGAGGCGAGCUUUAGGAGUGUAUGAAGCUAGCCGUGUGCACACGCCCGCUGCUCCCGAGUCCUACGUGCCCGUUCUGAGGAGCAGUGUGAGAUGGAGUUGAAUGAGAAGUGAGACUUAGAACUUUUUUUUUUUUUUUUUUUUUUUUGGACUCAGAUUUAAGUGCAUUUUUCUAGGUAGAAUCCUGCCCUCUGUGCUGCCAGACCUGCAGCCACAUUGGUUUUGCUUUGAGAACCUUUUUGGAGUAUUUUCUGAACCCAGUUCUUUUCUUGGGCUACAGCUUGUCAUCCAGAACGUUUUUGAGAGAACAGGACUGGAGGAGAAACGUAGAAGACGCAGUUACAUCUGUCUGAUCCUAGCGCUGGGCCCGUUGGAGACCACUGCCCUGGACUGAGCUGCAAAAACUGAAAGCACUUUUUGUUUGGUGUUUUCCUUUCUUUUGUUCCUUUUUUUUUUAAUUUGCGUGAAUUGAACUUAGGUUACAGAUUUAAUUUUACCUACCAAGAGACAGUCUCCUCCCUGGACAAGGCACUCAGUGGACCAUCAGGAGGAAGACCGGCCUUGAGGCCUGAGCCCUGCACGAUCCUUUGAACUCCAGUCUUAGCUUUCUCUCUGGCAGCUGCUCCUGGCAGCAGCCCAAUUGCCAACCUCUUAUGGGAGAGGGAAGUGUGGGUACCUGAGACCCAAAACAUCCUAAAUUUAAAAUGGGUAAUGUUGAAUCAAAUGGAAGUUGUUGUACCCAAAGUGGACUCAGGUGGGUAAGAUCCACGUUCUUCUGUGACUGAGGGAGAAGUGGCGUGAACCAUGACUAAGCGGGUUGAGGGGGAGGAGGGUGCUUCCUCCCCUGUGCGGUAGCAGCCAAGUCACACAGCUGGACGUGGCCGCUGCUGCCCAGCCAGCGCCUGCUCCGCUAACUGCCACCCAGAGUGCCCAGCAGUUUCCAUCUGACUGAGGGAUUUGGAGACAGUUUAGACAGCAGCUCUGUAUUCUUUUGCCGAAACCUGAACAGUCAAAGUAGCCAAUCGUAAGACCUUCCGAAGACAUUUGAAUGUCCCCUUGGACGAACUUUCCUUUCGAUGUGUUUAGUGUAGAAGUGCUAUAUUCCACGGGGUUUAAGUUGGUUAGAUUGGGAGACCCUUCUCUCUCUCUCUCUCUCUCUCUCUCUCUCUCUCUCUCUCUCUCUCUCUCUCUCUCUCUCUCUCUCUCUCUCUCUCUCUCUCUCUCUCUCUCCCUCCCUCUCUCCCUCUCUCUCUCUCCCUCUCUCUCUCUCCCCCUCUCUCUCUCCCCCUCUCUCUCAAUUCAGAAAGCACAAUCAGUCUUUCCUUUGAAAAUCUAUAUAAAGUACAACUUUCAGCAUGAUUAUUUUCCUAAAUAAAAAGACACAUAAUUACUUAUUUUAUGUUGAUUAUGGGCAUGAAGCAAAAGGUUUUCUUUGGGGAAAAUGCAGUCUGGGGCUGUGGUCGGGUCAUUGUACUGUCCUCUCGGGCACCCGCCUGUUGGAAGGUGGCUUCAGCUGUGUCGUGUGACGCUAUGUUGUGUAAUGCUGUGCUUACCUGGCGUGCUGUCUUCUGUUUGGGAAGGAGGGCUGUGCUAGCCUUCCCGCCUUGCCCUUGAGGACUAGUGGUUUGCUCGUGCUAUAACCUUUACUGUAGGUGCUACUUAGGUAGGCUUGAAGUGCUGGGUGGUGAUUUUGAGUUCAAACAAUAAAAAAUUGUAUUUUUUCGAUACUGUAUAAAAAUAGUAUUCUAAUUACCUUUCCAAAAAAAAAAAAAACAAGGUACUGAUGAUUGCUUUUGAUCUUGUUGAAAAAGAUACAAAACAAAAAGUCCAACAAAGCAUAAGAGUCAAGUUUAGGAAUGAGUGUGAGCAGCUACUGCUGACCCUUCCAGAACCACAUGGCUCCAAUGAAGACAUACCGCUCCCUCCCGUGCAGAAGCCGUGGGGCAGUCUGUCCAGGCCUGAGCCUGGUGAAGGUUUUGCAGCACUGGCAGUUCAUGACUGCCCCCCAAAUCACUACCCUCAACUUCCUGGCACCAGUUCUGAUUCCGUUCACAUUGCUGCUCUCUGGGCCUAGGCCCUGUUAGGAAACUGGCUUUGCUCGCCUUUUGGCCCACCCUUGCUCCUUGGUGAGGUUGGAGCUGGAUGACCAUACCUGAACCAUAGGUGCAAAGGGCCCAGAAAUAAAGCCUGGCUGUGACUCUUGGGGACUCAGCCACCACAGUAAACAGAUGAGCUCUGCAGCAUGGCUGUUUGGACACCGAAACCCUCUCUAGUUACCUGUGGGGACACCGAGCCCUUGCUUUAGGAGGAGUGGCUGUAAGUCAGCUGUUGCUGGCAUUUACCCACCCUUUGUUCCUACCAGUUUUGAGGUCCUACCUUGUGGUUUACCAGUGGGAACCAUUCUCUGCCCCUGUUCAGAUGACUGGAGCUCUUGCCAAACACCGACAAGCAAUGUGGCUGCCGCCUGCAGCCCAGGCCUGCCAUGUUUGUGUGCCCCUGGAAGCCCGGCACUGGGGCCAGUGGGCUGUGCUCCGUGGUGGCCAACAUACACCCUGGCAUUUGACACUGGUCAGCAGUCUCCACCCUCCUCUACUGUGCAGCUUCAACCAGCGUUUCCUGUUAACGAGAGAGUCCCCAGAAGUUGCCACAUCUCUCCAGCACUAAUAUUUUUGUUCACUUCGAGCGCUGUUCUAAUUGCCAACGCUGAUCUAGGCUCAUGAGGAGUGUCUCUUCUCAGGAACUGCCCUGGAAAGGGCUCCCUGAAGUUCUAGUUGGCCUCGACCUGAUACUUGCAUUUUCUAGGCUGCCUUUUGGGGUGGCUAAGAAUCAUGAGCAAUCCUCUUGCCAGUCUAGUCUCUCUGGGUCAGGUUUCUGAGAGCUGGCGUUGGGUUUUAAAUGGCACGUGGCCCCUUUGUUUUAGUGACUCAGAAAAGUGAAGCCAUUUACAAAAGUUAGCAAAGAGUUUUUCUUUUGUUCAUUUCUAAUUGGGUCAUAACCUUGCUUAGCGAAAAACCAACUCAUUUCUGAUUGAGCACAAAGAACUGCGUUUCUUUGAGCUUCUGAAUCCGUGUUCAUCUUCCUUUGGCCACAGGACACCUUGGCCGGCUCUUUAGGAAUGAAGUGAAGGCCCGUUGGGGUCGUGGUGUGCAGCUUUCCACUCACCUGAGGAAUGGCCACGGCUCUUGGUGUAGCAGUUACUUGGCUGUGGGCGUGGGAAGAAAUGGCCUUUAAUUACUGAUUGUAUUUGGUACACGUUGUGUGAUACUUGAAGAGAUGAAAGGGACUUAGCAGCCCUUAAUUGAAAUCUAAGCUUUUUACCGCUCUCCCCUCCUUGCCCUAUCUCUUUCCACCGUCCUUGCAUUGUGAUGAUCUAGUGGGCAUGUCUGUCACCUGGACAAAUGCCUCCUCUGACUAUAACCUCUUAAUAGUUGUGUAUAAUGAAAACUGUAAACUUUUUUAAAUAAAAUGUGUAUAUACCUUG